AUGCGAAGAAACUAUGUUUGCGGUGACGUAUUGACUCUAGGACAAGUUGCAUCUUCCAAGUCCAACUUUGAUGAAAUGUCAUCCUACCAAAGAUUGCAAGGCCUAGACCUGAUGUUGGCCAGAAGAAAGACCAAGUGUUGCAUUCUAAUGCAUUGGGGGUGA
Molecule: messenger RNA, 162 nt
Organism: Komagataella phaffii GS115
Lineage: Eukaryota; Fungi; Ascomycota; Pichiomycetes; Pichiales; Pichiaceae
Exons: 1
Coding region: 1-162 (53 amino acids)
Source: RefSeq, a predicted model, not a curated record